UGUUCGGGAGCCAAGUAACGCAAGGUCAGGACGCUGAAUUUAUGUUCCAGGACGAAUGUACCAAUGUCAAGAUAAUCAGAGCACGACAGUUCGCCAUGUUGACAGCACGGGGCGCCUUUGCGGCCUUCGCCGCCAAACAGCUGUUAAGAUCAACCAGUGCACUACCUCUGUCGGACUCGCAUUCCAGAUGUUUCCAGACUGCCACACCUUCGCAGAAAGAGCUGCACGCCGCCUGGGCCGGGCUGGCCAAGAAACAGCUGAAGGGCAAAAAUCCCGAAGAUCUCAUCUGGCACACGCCGGAGGGCAUCUCGAUCAAGCCCGUCUAUACCCGCAGUGACACAGAGGGGAUCCCCGAUGAAUUGCCCGGAGUUUUCCCCUUCAGCCGCGGUCCGUACCCCACAAUGUACACCUACAGACCAUGGACAAUACGACAGUACGCCGGCUUUAGCACCGUGGAGGAGAGCAACAAGUUCUACAAAGACAAUAUCAAAGCCGGGCAGCAGGGCCUCUCUGUGGCCUUUGACCUUGCUACCCACCGUGGCUACGACUCGGACAACCCCAGGGUGCACGGUGACGUGGGUAUGGCAGGGGUGGCCAUUGACACCGUGGAAGACACCAAGAUGCUGUUUGACGGCAUCCCCUUGGAGAAGAUGUCAGUUUCCAUGACGAUGAACGGGGCGGUGAUUCCGAUACUGGCCAUGUUCAUCGUAACGGGGGAGGAGCAAGGGGUGCCCCUGGAGAAGCUGACGGGAACCAUCCAGAAUGACAUACUCAAGGAGUUCAUGGUCCGCAACACCUACAUCUUUCCCCCCGAGCCCUCCAUGCACGCCAUUGCCGACAUCUUCGCCUACACUUCAAAGCAUAUGCCGAAGUUCAACUCCAUCUCAAUCAGUGGGUACCACUUGCAAGAAGCCGGCGCAGAUGCUAUCCUUGAAUUAGCUUACACCAUUGCCAAUGGUCUGGAAUACUGCCGAACGGGCUUAAAGGCUGGUCUGACUAUUGAUGAAUUUGCCCCAAGGUUGUCUUUCUUCUGGGGCAUUGGCAUGAACUUUUACAUGGAGAUUGCCAAGCUGAGGGCAGGACGACGGCUUUGGGCCAGUCUAAUCAAGGAGAAAUUUCAGCCCAAGAACUCCAAGUCGCUGCUGCUCAGAACUCACUGCCAGACAUCAGGAUGGUCUUUAACUGAGCAGGACCCCUACAACAAUGUGAUCCGCACUGUAAUCGAGGCCAUGGCGGCUGUCUUCGGGGGCACCCAAUCCCUGCACACUAACUCCUUUGAUGAGGCCCUGGGCCUGCCCACAGUCAAGAGCGCCCGCAUCGCCCGCAACACGCAGAUCAUCAUCCAGGAGGAGUCAGGCAUCCCCAAGGUGGCCGACCCGUGGGGGGGGUCCUACAUGAUGGAGUCCCUGACAAACGAUGUUUACGACUCCGCCCUCAAGUUCAUCACGGAGAUUGAAGAGAUGGGGGGCAUGGCGCGGGCUGUGGCCGAGGGGAUCCCCAAGCUACGCAUCGAGGAGUGUGCUGCCCGCAGGCAGGCCAGGAUAGACUCAGGAUCAGAAGUCAUUGUAGGAGUCAACAAAUACCGUCUGGAGAAAGAGGAGACGGUGGAGGUGCUGGCAAUCGACAACACCGCGGUUCGCAACAAGCAAAUCGAGAAACUGAGGAAGGUGAGAGAAACCCGGGACGCCGAGGCCGUGAAGAAGUGCCUCUCUGCCAUAGAGGAGUGCGCUCGCACCCGCGAUGGCAACCUGCUGGCCCUGGCGGUGGAGGCGGCCCGGGCAAGGUGCUCGGUGGGAGAGAUCACCGACGCCAUGAAAGCCGUGUUCGGCGAGCACAGAGCCAGCACCCGCAUGGUGAGCGGAGCGUACCGCAGUGAGUUCGGAGAACACGAGGAGAUCGCUUACGCCAACAACAGGGUUCUGCAGUUUAAGAAGCAGGAGGGUCGAAAUCCGCGCCUCCUGGUGGCCAAGAUGGGCCAGGACGGUCACGACAGAGGUGCCAAAGUGAUCGCCACUGGGUUUGCUGACCUUGGGUUCGAUGUCGAUAUUGGCCCGCUCUUCCAGACCCCCCUGGAGGUGGCGCAGCAGGCGGUGGAUGCAGACGUGCACUGCGUCGGGGUCAGCACCCUCGCGGCAGGUCACAAGACUCUGGUCCCUGAGCUGAUCAAGGAGCUGCGCAACCUCAACCGCCCUGAUAUUCUCGUGGUCUGCGGUGGUGUCAUACCCCCCCAGGACUACGAGUUCCUGUAUGAAAAGGGAGUUUGCAGCAUCUUCGGUCCGGGGACAAGAAUCCCUCAGGCAGCCGUGGAGGUCAUUGACAACAUCGAGAAGAGUUUGGAAAAGAACCGCCAAGCAAUGUAAUGGUGGGCGGGGAAGCAAAUAUUCUGACAGCCAUUUUCUGUCCAUUAUCUGUGUGAUAUUGAAAGCAGGAGCCUCCUUCUACACAGCUAAUAGAAGCAUCUUAUCAGAUUUACUUUUAGACCAGAGGGACUUCUAACAUUAACCAUCAAGCCGUUUGAUCUCUCUCCUUUGGUUUUCUACAUGAUUGGGUGAUGUUCUUGGAGAACAGGAGCUAGUCUUGACUUAGAAGAUAUUGGGGUGUUUCUAGUCCAUUGCUUGUUCAUUAUUCAAUGAAGACAUACAGCUAUUACCAUCUGUGGCAAUGUGCCUUUACCAAUGAUUUGACAUGAAAAAAA
This is a messenger RNA of Megalops cyprinoides (Indo-Pacific tarpon), 2695 nucleotides long. RefSeq names its product methylmalonyl CoA mutase (gene mut). The coding region runs from base 42 to 2360 and encodes 772 amino acids. Gene Ontology annotation, cellular component: mitochondrion. The record is from RefSeq and is a predicted model, not a curated record. Gene Ontology annotation, molecular function: cobalamin binding; methylmalonyl-CoA mutase activity; metal ion binding. The transcript is spliced from 13 exons. NCBI's taxonomy places the organism in Eukaryota, Metazoa, Chordata, Actinopteri, Elopiformes, Megalopidae.